Molecule: messenger RNA, 1639 nt
Organism: Colossoma macropomum (tambaqui)
Lineage: Eukaryota; Metazoa; Chordata; Actinopteri; Characiformes; Serrasalmidae
Gene: aldh3b4
Product: aldehyde dehydrogenase 3 family, member B2
Exons: 10
Coding region: 89-1594 (501 amino acids)
Biological process (GO): aldehyde metabolic process
Cellular component (GO): cytoplasm
Molecular function (GO): aldehyde dehydrogenase (NAD+) activity
Source: RefSeq, a predicted model, not a curated record
UCCGUGAGCUCCUCUGUGGUUCCUCUGCUGUGAGUUCUGAUGUUCACUCACUCUCUGACGGCUGUGGAGUGUCUGAACCUGAGGAGUGAUGAAUUCUCCACCGAGCCCGUCUCCCACCCGCUGGUUUAAAGCCUUACGGAGGACCAGGACCGGAGAGCCGUGUCAGAAGUCAGGUCCAUCAGCAUGUUCCGAAGUCCUGAAGAGAGCCAGAGCUGCUUUCCAUGCUGGCCGCAUGGCUCCAGAGAGCUUCAGGCUGGCCCAGCUGGAGGCUCUAGUGAGGAUGCUGAUGGAGCAUGAGUGCGACUUUGUGGAUGCUCUCGACCGCGACCUCAAAAAGCCUCGCUUUGAGACUGUAAUGUCGGAGCUGAUGGUGGUGAAAAAUGAAGCGCUUCAUGCAGCCAGCAACCUGAAAAAGUGGAUGGAGCCCCAACGCAUGGAGCGCAGCUGGGCCACAGCGUUUGAUGACUGCAUGGUAGUCAGCGAGCCACUAGGAGUAGUGCUAAUUGUAGGAAACUGGACGAGUCCUGUGCAGCUCUGCCUUGUGCCAUUAGUGGGGGCUAUUGCAGCAGGAAACUGUGUGAUAAUCUGCCCAUCAGAAAGCUGCUCUCAUACUGCUGAGCUUCUGCACCGACUCCUGCCUGCUUACCUGGAUAAUGAAUGUUACCACUCUGUUUUAGCUGCAGGCCAUGAGGUUCCUGAGAUUGUGGAUCUAAAAUUUGAUCACGUUUUCUUCUCAGGCACGAGGGAAGAUGGGCUCAAAGUGGCCCAGGCGGCAGCGCGCACUCUCGCCCGCACCACGCUGGUCUUGAGUGGGAAGAACCCCUGCUAUGUGGACCGUCAGUGUGACAUCAACACCACGGCCCGCCGCAUCUCCUGGGCACGCUUCCAGAAUGCCGGCCAGAGCGCUGUGGCCCCGGACUAUGUCCUUUGCCACGCAGAUGCCCGUGAGAGCCUCGUGCAGGCCCUGCGCUGUGCCCUGCAGCAGUUCUACGGCUCUGAGCCACGCGAAUCCAAGAGCUUCGGGCGACAAGUGAACGAGGAGAACUUCAGCAGGGUCAGGGAAGCCCUCUGGAGGUCCGGGAAGGUGGCAGUGGGUGGGCAGGUGAACGAGGCAGAGAAAUAUAUAGCCCCCACAGUUCUGGUGGAUGUGGUAGAGUCCGACCCCAUCAUGCAGCAGGCCGUGUUUGGCCCUGUCCUGCCCAUCCUGAGUGUCCAGAGCGCAGAUGAGGCCGUAGCCUUCAUCAACAGCAGGGAGAAGCCGCUCUGUGUUUAUGUCUAUUCCAGCAACAGCAAGGUGAUCUCUAAGCUAAUGGCUGAGACGUGCAGUGGUAGUUUCUGCUCUAACGACAGCGCCCUGCAGAGCGUGAUGGUGGGGCUGCCUUUUGGAGGAGUGGGUGCCAGUGGGCUGGGCUCGUACCACGGCCGCUACAGCUUUGACGCUUUCUCUCACAAGAAGUCAUGUCUGCUGAGGAGCACGCGCAUUGAGUGUGUGACGUACCUGCGCUACCCGCCGUACGAGGACCGGAACCUGUCCCUGGCUACACUGGCCAGCUCGCUGAGUCUGAGGAGUCAGGGCUGGUGCUCCAUACUAUGAGAGGGGAACUGUAUGGAGCACAAAGACAGAAAGGGUGGUCUUCUU